AAAAUAAUGCUAUCAAUCGUUAUCUGUAUAAUGAUAAAAUAAUAAACGAGGUAUUCAAAUAUUUAACAACUAAUACUUUAUGCGUUUUUUUAACUAUUAUUAGAUUAAAUAACACUAAGUCAUGGACAUAGGUGAACUAUUAGAUUAUAAGCCGGCUAACACUCCAAAGCGACCAUUACCUGAAGAAGAAGUUAAUCAAAUUCAAGAAAAUGAAUCAGAUUAUGAAAGACAAAAAAAAUUAAGACGUCUUGCAAAAGCUCGAGUUCAGCAAAUUGAAAAACAAGAGCAAGAACGAUUGAAAGCAGAACAGGAAAAAAUUGCUGAUGAAGAACGAAGGAAACUAGAACGACAAGAAAUGGUUCAAAAGUUAGUUGAUGAAAACUUAGGCGAUUCUAGUGAUGGAAUUCUAGAUGAAGGUGCUUUAAAGAAAAUGAUUUUAUUAUUUGAAAAAAAAGUUCUGAAAAAUCAAGAAAUGCGUAUUAAAUUUCCUGAAAAUCCUGAAAAGUUCAUGGAAUCAGAAAUUGAGUUACAUGAUAUUAUAACCGAAAUGCAUGCUAUUGCAACAGUGCCAGAUUUAUAUCCAGUUUUGGUAAAUUUAAAAGCAGUUUCUUCUCUAUUAGAAUUACUAUCGCAUGAAAAUACUGAUAUAGCUGUUGCAGUAGUCAAUUUAAUACAGGAGUUAACUGAUAUUGAUACACUUAAUGAAAAUGAAGAAGAAACUGAAAUAUUAAUAGAUGCAUUGCUUAGCAAACAAAUAUGUGCUUUAUUAGUUCAAAAUUUAGAGCGAAUGGAUGAAUCUGUUAAAGAAGAAGCAAAUGGUGUACACACUACAUUAGGCAUUUUUGAAAACAUUAUGGAACUAAGGCCAGAUGUUGUAAUUGAUGUUAGCAAGCAAGGACUUACUCAAUGGUUGUUAAAAAGAAUUAAAGCAAAGAUGCCUUAUGAUGGAAACAAAUUAUAUAGUAGUGAAAUAUUAUCAAUAGUAUUACAAAAUAAUGAAGAGAAUAGAGCAAUGGUUGGAGAACUUGGAGGUAUAGAUAUACUACUUCAACAAUUAGCUUAUUAUAAAAGGCAUGAUCCUGCAUCAUCUGAUGAACAGGAGAUGAUGGAAAAUUUAUUUGAUUGUUUGUGUUCCUGUCUCAUGAAUAAACAAAAUAGAGAUAGAUUUCUAAAAGGUGAAGGUCUUCAAUUGAUGAAUUUGAUUUUAAGAGAGAAGAAAUUAAGUAGAAAUGGUUCAUUGAAAGUAUUAAAUCAUGCUUUAUCAGGCCCUCAAGGAAAGGAAAAUUGUAACAAAUUUGUAGAUAUUUUAGGUCUUAGAACAAUAUUUCCUUUAUUUAUGAAAACACCAAAGAAAAAUAGAAAGAAGAUGCUAAGCACUGAGGAACAUGAAGAACAUGUUGUGUCAAUAAUUGCUAAUAUGUUGCGUAAUUGUCGAGGCACACAAAGACAACGUCUUCUAACAAAAUUUGCUGAAAAUGAUAUGGAAAAAGUUGAUAGACUAAUGGAGUUACACUUUAAGUAUAUGGAAAAAGUGGAAGAAAUUGAUGUAGAUAUUGAAGAAAAGAAUGAGGAAGAUGAGGAUGAACUAUAUCUUAAACGUUUAAAUGGGGGAUUAUUCAUUUUACAAUUAAUUGAUUAUAUUUUGUUGGAAGUUUGCAAUAGUGGACCCAGUAUUAAAAAAAGAGUAACACAUAUAUUGAACAUGAGAGGUGGUACUUUGAAGACCAUCAGACAAAUAAUGAGAGAAUAUGCUGGUAAUCUAGGUGAUGAUGGAGACAAAGAAUGGCAAGAACAAGAGCAACGUCAUAUUUUAAAAAUGGUGGACAAGUUGUAAUAUUACUAUAACUACUGUAUAUAAAAACUGUGUUUACUAAAAAUUAAUAAAUUAUAAUUUGCAUGUAAUUUUUAAUACUAUUAUAAAAAUAAAAUGUAUUCUUAACAAAA
This is a messenger RNA of Daktulosphaira vitifoliae (grape phylloxera), 1944 nucleotides long. Its product is annotated as beta-catenin-like protein 1. Lineage: Eukaryota; Metazoa; Arthropoda; Insecta; Hemiptera; Phylloxeridae. Gene Ontology annotation, cellular component: spliceosomal complex. The record is from RefSeq and is a predicted model, not a curated record. Bases 122 to 1834 code for a protein of 570 amino acids. The transcript has 10 exons.